AUGGCGCCCACGAACCUUGUGGUGGUCUGCUGCCACGGCGUCUGGACCGGCGGGCCGUCUGCCGGCGCCGACGAGGCCGAGUGGCUGAUUGCCGACUUCCAGCGUGGCGAGACGGCCAUCUUUCGCGAGCACGUCCGCGCGGGCGUGCGCUGCCUGGCAGAGGACAGAGGGAAUUCCGUCCUAGUUUUCUCAGGCGCAGCAACCCGCAAGGAAACAGAGCUGUCCGAGGCGCAGAGCUACGCCAACCUCGCCCAGGCGCACGGCUACUGGUCCCUGCUGCCCAGCCCCCCCUCCAGCACCGAGGUGCUCGUCGAGGACCGCGCGCUGGACUCGUACCACAACGUCCUCUUUAGCCUGACGCUCUUCUGGGGGACCUUUCGCCGGUGGCCGGGACGCGUCACCGUCGUCAGCCACGCGUUCAAGAAGCCGCGCAUCGUCGACGGGCACUGCGCUGCGAUUGGCUUUCCGCGGGAACACGUGGCGUACCCGACGAUUCCGGGCGUGGUGGACGAUCCGGCGUCGCUGGCGGGCGUGGCGGCGGCGGAGGAGGAGUGGACGAGGGACGAGCACGGGCGAGGGCAGAGCCUCGCGGGGAAGAGAGCGAGGAGGAACCCGUGGGGGGCGUGGCAGGGCGUGUUCCCGAGAGGAGUGGAUGGCAUAGGCAGUGGACUGAGAACGGUUGGUGGGAUAGACGCACAGGAGAGGUUGGAUGUUGAUGCUCCGAGGCCGUUUACAUGA
This is a messenger RNA of Akanthomyces muscarius, 738 nucleotides long. RefSeq lists its product as uncharacterized. NCBI's taxonomy places the organism in Eukaryota, Fungi, Ascomycota, Sordariomycetes, Hypocreales, Cordycipitaceae. Gene Ontology annotation, cellular component: cytoplasm. The coding region runs from base 1 to 738 and encodes 245 amino acids. The transcript is spliced from 2 exons. The record is from RefSeq and is a predicted model, not a curated record.